GUUCAAGUAUCCUCUACACUAUAAAAGAAACAGUAAAUCAAUAGUUCAGACAAGUAUAGCGAAUAACAAAUUAUCAUAUUUGGGACAUAAUGAAUAAAAUUAGCAAAGCAGAAAGUCAACAGAGACAGAGACCUAUCCAGAACUUCCCGGAUUAUCUGAAGUAUGUUGCGAAAAAGUCUAAAGCAGGUUUCGACAAAGUUCACGAGGAAUUAUACAGGAUUUAUUCAGAGAGUUUCAAUACUGCGGAUAAAUCUGUUCCACAGCCAUAUAAUCAGCAUGUAACAAUAACAACUAAUCACGGAACGCUCAAAAGUAAAAUAGGUUUAAGGCAGAGAUGGUCCCGUCGUUCUGGCCUAUUCUGGUCAUCUACCGGUCAAGAAAUUCCCACUGGUCACUCAUUCACCAGUUAUAUACCGGAGGAAAAAGAGGACCUCGGAUCAAGCACAAGUUCAAAAAGUGAGUUUGACAUACUCUCAGACGAGUUAGAUACGAUAAAACACGAGAAUCACGCGUUUCACAAUAAUGGAAUAUGUACAGCUGCAGUGUAUAACAAAGAUAAAAAUAUCUUCGAUUUUGACAAUAUUAGAACUUCAAUGCCGCAUUCAGAGCUUACAGACGAAGUGAUUUACACAAAUGACAGAGUUUUACGUGUAGAAAAAAUGAUUAGUUUAAGCAAGGAAGAAGAAGAAGAAGAAGAUCCGUCUGCCAUAUACUCUGUUCCAAAACUUAAGUACGAUUGUUAUGAAAUAGACGAUUAUGUCAAUUUGCGUGCUCCUUGCCAACUAUUUGAAGAUAUCAGUGAUGCUGAGAAGACAGAAGAAGUUGAGCCUGUAAAAAAAAUGAAAACUUCUGGUUCCAGAAAGUCUUUCAAAAAUAACACUAUGAAUGUAAGUUCACAGUAUGAAUCUAAGAAAGCGAAACGUCAAGCACUUGCAAAAACGCCUUUUGAGACAGAAGGUGAUCACAAUGAUGACGAUGAUUAUCUACCUCCCUCACAAUGGACACAGUCCUGCUACACACCUGCACACGGAGAAUGUAUUUCAGAUUUAUAUGCAAAAAUAUCAAAGAAACACAUGUCACCGAAUGAAAAGCCAAAUACGACUGUAACAAACAACGGCGUAGAAAAUUCAAACACACAGGUUAGAACUGAAUUACAAGAACAAAAUGGUACAGAGGCCGAUGAUAGCUACUACGUACCUCCUUCUAAAUGGGCAGAAUGCGACUAUGAAACUAUCCCAAGUACAAAUGAAACCAUGCACCUAUAUGAAAAUAUUGAAAACAGAACAUCUGUCUUUUUCUCUAAAGAGCAAGAUUCGGGAAUGCAGUCCGACAAAAGCAAGGACAUUGGAGGUGACAAGGCUGAUUAUGAUCGACCAUUCGAAUGGUUACAAUUUCGCGGUCAACGCACGGAUAUUGAUAUCACAAAUAACUCAGACACAGAAUCAAAAGACAAGCAAGUCACUUUCGGUUAUUUUCACAGAAAUGUGUGUAGUGGAAAUAUGAAGGUAGAAAGUACAGCAGAAGAUCUUUACACAAAAGUUGUGAAAGAUAAAGCUGGAGAUUCCUCUGAACCGUUGUACAGCGUUCCGACAUGCAACAAAUUAGUGACGACGGAAAUCAUUAAUUCAAAUGAAAACUCCUCUGAGGGUAACUACAGCGUUCCUAGAUGGAGAACACCAAAAAAGGUGAAAAGUUUCAGCGUACCAGAUAUAAAACAACAUCUUUAUUCUGUACCUACUCCACCUUCAAGAGAGCUAUCAGUUCCAAAUCAUCUCCAAACUGAACAUAUCUAUGAAAAUGUGCAAUCAAGUGAUGAAAAUGGUACUAUUACGUUUUAUAACUAUACUGUUGAUGAAAUUGUAGAGUGCCUCAAUAACUGUGCACUUUCCAAACUAGCCGAAAUUUGUGAACAGAAUCAACUUGAUGGUGAAUAUUUCAGAAGCUUGACAACAGACGACCUGAAAAAGGAACCGUUUCUAAUGAACUGGUUUUAUAUCUCAAAACUAUUUAAGGUGAUCAAUGGAUGGAGGCCGAAGGGGUCGUUCAGGAAAUAAAUACAAACAUUUACUUGUAAACAGUUUAAUUUGCAAAUAGUUAUGCAAAUGCUAUAUGUGAACAUGAUAAAACUUUUAAAAACGUACAAACUCAAUCAAUUGAUUCUACGUGUAGUAUCUUAGAUGUAUGAAUGAUAUUGUCGAAGAACUAGCUUGUUUUGGCCUACUGGUUCAGAGGACACAUUUUUAGAAUAUCGCAUUUAAGACAGAAUAUGUACUUUUAUCGGAAGACCUUUGCAUUUACGCUUCGUUUAAUAUCGUUGUUAUUAGAAAUGAAAGAUAACAAAUAUUUGCAACCAAAAUCGUGUUAACUUCGAUAAAAAUGGUUAUUUUGAUUAUCUUUGCGACAACGUUUCGGCCCAAGGCCUUUAUCAAGUCAUAAGCAAGUGACUUGAUAAAGGCAUUUGGCCGAAACGUUGUCGCAAAGAGUGAUAAUAAAAGCUAUGAAAAACAAUCCCUAUGGAUAUUUAUUAAAUAUAUUUUGCUUAAACAGACCUUUUACAAAAAUAAAUUGCGAUACUUACAUGAUUAAGCAUUUGAACUGAACUUAGAUAUAUGAUAACCAGUCAUAUUGAAACAUAUUCGUGAUUUCAAACAAAAGUAUUUGGCGAUCUAUGUUUUCUUGGUUAUUUGAAGUUUAAAAGUACAGACAAAUAAACAAAAAGAAACGAACUGCAUUAAAAGAAAAACUAUAGACAAUAAUUUUAAAAAUCGAGCAUGAUUGUUGGGAAAAUAGAGUCAAAGACACCUAGCAUAAAAAUGGAGAAUUUAGAUUUUACCGUUUAUUUUCGUAUUCCAAAAUAAUAACUUAUGACAAGUUUGUAGACUCAGAAAUGAUAAGAUGACGAUACCAAUGGAAGUGUGUUUACUCAAUAAAAAUAAGGAAGGUACGCAUUAG
Molecule: messenger RNA, 2952 nt
Organism: Mercenaria mercenaria
Lineage: Eukaryota; Metazoa; Mollusca; Bivalvia; Venerida; Veneridae
Exons: 2
Coding region: 90-2054 (654 amino acids)
Source: RefSeq, a predicted model, not a curated record